AUGGCAGCAGCAACCUGGAAAAUGUCAGUAUUAGCAAAUGAAUAAAACAAAGAAGAAUUUUCUAAACUACUACUCCCUGGGAUAAAAUUAACGUUUAUUUUAUUGUACAGAAAUUUAUUUAUCUAUCUUUGAGUCUAAGUUGAAGCUUCGGCAGUCGGACGUUGACUUAAAAACUGUGUUGUCCAGAGUCUGUGAAAGAUAAACCACGUAUUGUAUGGUAGCUGGUUAGCCAGCUAGCUGGAAGCCUUAUCAAAGCUACUGAAACUUUUCAACCCCAGCAGAAGGAAAUGGACUCAGACGUUUUGUCGGACAUCACCAGAGAUGACCCAUUACCCCUGGCAUCGCUGCGCCUCCUGGUGCCCCCUCUGCAGCUCAUGGCAGCCUCUAUGUGGCAGGUGUUGAGGAAACGAGACGUUAUGAGCUACUGGAAGGUGUCAGACUUUGUGUCGCUGGUGGUGGACAUGGUCCCGGAGCUCCUGAUGGACAAACAUAGGACUCAACUGAAUUUAGGGUUAAGAGCUAGGUAUAUUAUUGAGUUAUGCCGUAAUGAGCAUUCCAGUGAGAUGAUUCUGUCUUACCUGGAGAAGAUGACGUCACCACAUCCCUCACUGAUAAGACAAUCAGAUGACGAGUCGGUGAAAAUGAAUUUUCUUGAGUUGAUUCAAAUUCUUCUCAAAGAUCCGGAAGAAAGAAAGCUCUUUUUCAUGGACAUCUUUCCUGCAGAGUAUGGCCCUCAGUAUGACAGUGACUUGCAGACACUGUUUGCAGAGUUUCUCCGCCGACUGUUUCAGCUGGUUCCGGUCCCUGACCUGGAGCAGACUGUGUCCUGGCUUGGAGCGGAGUGCUCUCUGUUGGAAGACUGUUUGCAGACCGUCUCUGAACCCACAGACCUGAACAAUCUACUGCAGCACCACAAGAACCUUGGGCACUUACACCAACAUGUUCCACCUGCUAGUAUGGGCGACAACAUCUCUUCCUCACUUUCUGCCCUUCCCCCGAGGAGACUGGUGGAAACCAGCGAACAACCCGACCAGUCGGACCCACUUCAGGACCUCCACGUCGAAACACAACUUGCGGCAGAGAUAGUGGAAAUAGUUACAGUAUCUGAUUACUCUGAGGUUGAAAUAGGUGCGAGCGCCAACGUUGAAGUGGUGACAGAAGAAAACUGCUUUGAAGGAAGAGAAGACACAGUAGGGGAACGUUCUGUGGUUGUGUAUUUGGAGAAGACGAGCGAAGAAGAGCCAAAAAGAGAAGCGACCGAACUUCCAUCCUCUUCUCAGCACACAGCUGCCGCAGGACCACAUGACUGCCCCCACUGUGAGAAGAAAUUUAAGUUUGCCUCCUCGCUGCUGGCGCACAGCGUCAUCCACACUGGAGAACGCCCCCAUCGCUGCACUGACUGCGGCCGCCGCUUCUCCUUUAGGCAGUCCCUCGACAGACACAGACGCACACACAGAAAGGGAUGCACGUAUGACUGCGUGGGCACGGCCUGCAUGCCGCACAGGCAAACGCACACAGAACAUGGCGUGCACUCGUGCCGUCUCUGCAACGUGGAAUUUAGCUGUAAGCUGCCCCUCGCAAGUCACUUAAAGACCCACUCUGACGAUGGCAGCUCAGACAAACUCAGAGAACGCGUAGAGCGUGGGCCAGAAACCGAUAAGGCUGCGGAUGUCAGCGAAGCGAAUGCUGAACACACUGAUCCAGACUGUCCGGUGGAAACAGGCGAUCGCCCAUUCUCUGAAUCCAUACGAGACAACGGUGUCAGACCACAGAAUGUCCGCACAAGUGGACGCAAACGUCGACCCACAAUGAAGAUCCAGGCGAUAAAUUUACAGAAGCACAUGGCCAUUAAUCAAAGGAACAAGUGCAGCAGGGUGAAUCCCUCAGCACUGAGACCUUUACCUGUCAUCAGUUCGGAGCACUCCUAUGGAUCGCCUGUGGUCUCAAAGCAAGGUGGUGAAAGUUCUCCAGCGGAUGCCUCGGUAGUUGCUUUCUCCUGCCCUCAAUGCUCCUUCCAGGACUCUGAGGAAGGGCAGGCCCUACAGCACAUCCAGAAGGUGCACCCCACUGAUGCCGCAGAUCAACACAGACACUUAAGCUGCUCAGAUUGUGGGAAGGUCUUCAGGUUCCACUCCUUACUUAAAGCCCACCAGCGCGUGCACACAGGCGAGCAGCCAUUUUCAUGCUCCCAGUGUGGACGGCAGUUCUCCUUCAAACAGUCCCUGGAGCGGCAUAAGCAGACGCACUCGUCUGGAAAGAAGUUGUCGUGUCUGAUCUGCGGGGCGCUCUUCAAGUCAGCAACGGAACAAGCUAGGCACAACAACGGCCACUUAGAGGACAAGAACUACCAGUGUUCAGAGUGCGGUCAGACGUUCAGCUGGAGGGCUGCAUUUGUGAAGCACCUCAAGACCCACGGAGUGGAUGCUGGCGAAGUGGAAGACUCGUUUAAGUGCUCUCACUGCAACCUGGGCUUUAACUGUGAAGGACACCUGAACAAGCACAUCCUUACCCACAAAGAGGAAAAACCUCACAGCUGCAACUGUGGGAAGAGUUUUCCUUACCGGGCGGCUCUCACCGCUCACCAACGGACACAUCGAGAGCGGCCGCACAUAUGCACGCAGUGUGGGAAGGGCUUCCUCUAUAAGGGCGGCUUGUUGAGCCACAUGAAGAUCCACUCUGAAGAAAUGCCCUUCAUGUGCUCGUUCUGUGGCAAGAGCUUCAAGAGGGAGCGCAACAUGAAGAAGCACGAGCGCUGCCACACCAGGGAAAACGUCUUCCGCUGCACACAGUGCGACAAGAGCUUUGUGUACAAGGCCACCUUGAUCAGACACGAGCUGACGCAUUCGGGCGAGAGGCCGUACCUUUGCUCUGACUGCGGCAAGGGUUUCUUCUCGCAUGCAGAGCUCUUAAAGCACGAGCGCUUCCACACAGGCCACAAGCCAUUCCAGUGUCCUCACUGUGGCAAGAAAUUCACCCAGUCCUGCUACCUGACCAUCCAUCUGCGCUACCACACCGGGGCCCGGCCAUACUCCUGCUCUGAAUGCGACAAGAGCUUUCUGAGUGCCAACCGGCUAAAGAGACACCAGCGGACGCACUCUGGAGAAAAACCGUAUCUGUGUUUAGAGUGUGGAAAGGGUUUCCGGCAGUCUUAUCAUCUUAAAACGCAUCUGAGGACACAUCUGUCAUAAAUACACCUACAGACUCUUUCAAGGUUUAGAUAUAUUUCUUUGCACAAUUUCUCUAAAGCCUAGGUUCUCACACUGUUCUUCUAAUCUGGUUUACAACAGAGCUAAUUGUCUGUGUUGCAGAGCUAAUAAAACCUAGCUAAAAACA
Molecule: messenger RNA, 3333 nt
Organism: Gambusia affinis (western mosquitofish)
Lineage: Eukaryota; Metazoa; Chordata; Actinopteri; Cyprinodontiformes; Poeciliidae
Product: zinc finger protein 585A-like
Exons: 9
Coding region: 288-3188 (966 amino acids)
Cellular component (GO): nucleus
Source: RefSeq, a predicted model, not a curated record